AAACCGGAUGUUGUAGGGGGGUGUCACAACUCGUCUUCCGGAUUAUAUCCUGUUUUGAGUAAAGCAGCGUAUUCAGGCUGAAAUGGUGAUUUUAGGUGAGUGAUAAUAGUGUGAUUUCUUUUUCAGGUUCAUACGCCAGAGCAGAACCAGCCUGUUAAAUUAUUGUCUGCGACACAUGUUGGCAUGGACAACCGUUGUUAUGGUUGUACCUCGAAGUUCAGUCUCUUCAAGAAGGAGGUAAGGCUGGCUCAUAGUUAUAAGACUAAUAACAACACAUCGUACUCACACAUAUUUAACAUCUACAGUGUUAUUUACAGUGUUAUUUACAUUGUGGUGUUCUUCUAGCUGGGCUGUAAGAGCUGUGGCCGCGCCUACUGCUCCAGCUGUCUGACUUUCAGUGCUGUGGUGCCUCGCUGUGGAAACACCCAGCAGAAGGUCUGCAAACAGUGCUAUGGUAAUCUGACCAGGUAAAGGUCAAACUCUGCUAUCAAAUCUGAAAGUAUCUCACAGUAAGCAUGAUCAUUUGUGACGUUAAAAGCUGGAUGGCUCUCAAUUUUCUGAAAUUAAAUGAGAGUAAGGCUGAAGUAAUUGUCUUUGGACCACAUGGCAGCUGCCCCAGAGCAGAUCUGUCCCCCUAACCUUUGAGCCCUUUCUUAAAGACUCUGUAAAAAAUCUGGUAGUUAUAAUGGAUAGAGAUUUUAAAAUGGAUCUACAGAUAAACACAGUUGUCCUUUCUUAAACAAGGUCAAGUCAUUUUUUAUCUUUUAGUGAUUUUGAGAAGGUUAUGUGUGCCUUUAUCAUAACUCAUCUUGAUUAUUGUAAUGCACUUUAUUUUGGUGCCAGCCCAACCUCUCUUGAUCGUUUACAGCUUGAUCAAAACGCUGCAGCUCGUGUUUUAUCUCGCCGCUGUAAAUAUGAACACAUUUCCCCUGUUUUAGCCUCUCUUCACUGGCUUCCUGUGCAUUUUAGGAUUGAUUUUAAAAUUUUAUUAUUAACUUAUAAAUCUUUGAAUGGGCUUGCUCCUUUUUUAUCUCUCUGACCUUUUAAAACCCCAUAUUUCAUCUCGGACUCUCAGAUCCUCUGACCAGUGCCUUUUGACUGUCCCUAGGUCAGGAUUAAAGUUCAGGGGUGACUGGCCUUUUUUUCAUUGCAAGCUCUGGAAUGCUCUUCCUCUUCAUGUCAGACUGUCCCCCUCAUUGCCUGUUUUUAAAUCAAAUUUGAAAAUGCACUUUUACUCCCUGGCUUUUAACUCCUUAGAACUUGGCAUUUUAAUCAUGUUUUUACUGAACCACCUAUGUCCCCCUGUUUUUAAUGUGGUCCUGUGUCUUUGUUUUAUUGUCUGUUUUUAUUGUUUUUAAUUUUUACUGUACAGCACUUUGGUCAGCGCUUUGUUGUUUUUAAAUGUGCUUUAUAAAUAAACCUGGAUUGGAUUGGAUAUUCUGAUCAUUUUUUGUUUACUGAAAUUUAGCGGACCGUCCCCAAACAAUGCUGGGAAAUGGUCACCCCCUGAGAAUUACAAAAAGUGAGUACACUAUGAAGCAAGAAGAAAAUAGUAAACAUACCUUUUUGACACAGCUGCGUGGGAAUAAAUAAAAGUAAUAUUUUUACAUAGGCGAGUGGCCGCACUGGAGGCCAAGCAGGGUGGACAGCCCACACAGCCUCUUGCACUUAAAGGCAACAGAAACGGCAAAGAGCUCAUACCAACCAGAGGCCUGAGUAAAGAAGAUCAGGCUAUUGCUGAAAGACUUCAAAAGCUGAAAGAAGAUACCAAGCCAAGUAAUGCACUUAGAAAUUUAACCAUUGCAUUUCAUCUUUUAGUUACAGUGUCAAAUUUUUGUUUUUUGUCAUCACAAAACUUUAAUGAACUGUAAUAUUUUUACCUCAUCACACAGAGUCUGUCCCUUCUGAUAAAGAGCUUGAAUCUCGCCUUGCUGCUUUGAAAGCUCCCAGCGAGCCUGUGCCUACUCUGGGAGAGAUGGAGGACCGCCUGGCUGCUCUGCGGGGUCAGUCUCCGCCAUCCAAAGCUCCUCCACCAGUAAGAUAAAAAUUCUCCUUAAUUCCUUGUAACAUAUUUCUUUUUUAUUUUAGAAACUUGCAAUGAUUGAUGACGAGUAUGAAUGCUUCUGUUCUCAAGGUGCACAAGCCUCCAGAUAACAGGACUCAGACUGAGCAAGCUAAUGACCUGAUUACUCAGAUGACAGCGGAAGUGGCCAUUGACAAUGAGCAAUCAAAUCCUGAAUGCAGUAAGAUGUUACUGCCCUCACUGGUUCACCUCAUAUUGAAUCAAUAAAAAUGCCAUAGCAGAGUUUUAGUCAGGCAUAACAUUUGUCAGGUGAGACAAAUCAAUCAAACCUAUCUCUCAUCUUAAUGUACUUAUACCUGUUCAUUGUUUUACAGGCGUAGAUGACCGUAUGAAUGAUCUUAACAAAGGAGAGGGGGGAACGUUGACUGAAAAUCUGGAGGAGAAUGAAGACGCAGGCAAGCAGCUCGAGGCAGAGAAGUCCCGUUUACUGGAGGAGGCUAUGGAAGAGUUGAGAAGGGAAAGCCAUUCCCAGGAUCAGAUCCUGGACAUGGCCAAGAGGCUUGCACAGCUCAAGGGGCAAGACCCAGACAAAGGUACACAGAAUUUUGAGCUUUACUUUCUUCACCUUAUCUUUUUUCUUAAGUUUCAAGCAGUAUUGUCAGAAAGUAGAAGAAGAGCUCUUGGUUCUAUCCCUGUUGUAUUUUUAAUGUCAUGUGUAGUUACCAAGGAGGACUUUCAGCAUCCCGACAGUGAGGAAGAGACCGAGGAAGAGGCUGUGAGGAGAGUGUUAAAACAGGUUUGUGCUGUAUCACAAUAUAUUUUAAUUACCAAACCUAUUUCAAGAUUACAUUAUUACCACUGAGUGCAUAUGUUAUUGUCUAAGAUGGCUGGGAAGUCCAGAACCUGUUCAGGAGGCCACAAGGGGCUGCUGUUAUACCAUUUUAAUAAUUUGUGAUAUAGAUAGACGCUGAAAACUUAUGUUACGAACUUGUUUCAGCUCUCUGAAGAGGCUGCAUUGGAUGAGGCCAGUGGCUACAACAUUCCUUUGGAGCAUAGUGGACCAAGGAACACAGAAAAGAAGAAAACCUUGAAAAAAGCAGUAUGGAAAAACAUCCGUAGUACAAUAAGAUUAAUUUUGAAACCUUAAGUAUGAAUGGUAUUUGAUCUUAUGUUGAUAUGAUGUGUUUCAAGACCCGUGCAUCGGCAUCCACGAGUCGAGUUUCACCAGCUGCUGUUGCACAUUCGCCAUCAGACAGUGACGACGAAGAGCUUCCCUGGUGCUGUAUCUGUAACUUAGACGCAACCCUUCGCUGUCACACCUGUGAGGGUGACCUGUACUGCAAUCGCUGCUUCAGGUGAGGGAGUAUCUAUUUAUUAACAGAAAUGCUUCAUAUUUAUAGCUCCAUGAGAGAGAUCUUUGCACUAGUGCCAAAGUAGCAUGGCUGUGAUUUGGAAUGCAUACCAUGACCCAGAAAGAUUCAGGCAAGUGGCUGCCAUACCAUUAAGCAGCAUGAAUAUAAAGUAUUUAGAGUGAUGAAUUAUCAAUCUGUUCUCCAUUAUCCCACCCCCAGGGAAGGCCAUGAUAAAUAUGACAGGAUGGAGCAUCACACCAGCAGCUACACUGCACCAAAGAAGAAGAAAAAGAAGAAGAAGACAUGAUAGAGAGACUGUGCUGAAGGUGUUUGCCUUAUCUAGCUUUGGACAGGUAGAACUGCUAGAACUGUGCUUUAGACUUAAGUGACCUAUCAGUAAAUAAAUCAAGUAUCAGAAAAUUAAAAUAUUACCUGUCAUUAAGGCAAAACAUUUGCUUGACAUUUUUGCCCCUAAUUAUUUAACCCUAUCAGACCAAAGGGGCUUUGAAUAUGCGUCUUUGCUGACCGCAGGAAAAGCAGCUUCUCCUCUUUGGGUUUACCGACAAAAGAAAAAAACCCCAACAGAGUCACAUUUAUUGCAUAAAAACUGGAGGUUAAUACAACUUAAAUAUAAGGGCAAUGGCUGUAUACAAUCCUUAAAAACAUACCUGUAGCUGCCAUUUUUCUGAAAUGUAUAAAAGUAAGAAAGUCUUGCAGAGGCUGCUAUGUAGUGUUAGUAUUCAACGAACAACACAGUAAAAGUGAGAAGUUUUUUAAUGUCACUUGUCCUACUUACCAGAGGCAACAAAGGCUCAUCUCGCAUCACAUUGCAUUUGUCACCAUUUGAAUUAAAAAAGAAAAAUCUUGACAAGGCAUACUGAAAGCGGGCACAUCAUGUCCUCAUCUGGGAUGAUGUAGGAUCCCAGACUACUGUCAGCUCUGCACUGAAGGAGCACAGAGGAGUCUGUAUAAAAGGAUUACUGAGGGCUUUGUUUUCUUUUGGCAGCCUCUGCAGUCACUCUUGUAAUCUAUGUUUGGCUGAGAGUCUGACAUGAGUAUUGCCUUUCUUGUCCUUGUGUGUAAUUUCAUUAUUAAGGAUGCAGAGGUGUUAGGUGCUGUGUCACGUCUCUGAGGGAUUGCUGCAUUUCUUAGCAGUUAUAUUUUUAUAACUCGUGUCUUUUUUUUUCUUCCUCUGUGUGGGCGACAGCUGGGGCUGGAACUGUUAGGUUUUAGUCAUUGGGCCUUUUUUAUACGCUUCUGUCACAUUCUUGUGAACACUACACUUCAGGAAUGCCUGAAGAGAUUUUCCUUAAUUUUGACCCUGAACUCAAAGAUGAACCAACUCAAAGGUUAAAGGUCAUUGUGACCUGCUUUAGCUAUUAAUAAGAAAUUGAUUUGCUUGUUUAACAUGAAUUUCUACAAAUGGUGGUAGUAAUUGGACAAACUGAUGACGUGAUGACAAAGGCUUGACGCAGUGGUAACAGGUUCGAUUACACGCCACAGCCCACUGGGCUACCAGUGCAAAAGAGGUGAACUUUACAGUGGAAUCAUGAUGCUCAGGAAUUAGACUUUUCUGUCCAUCUCAGCUGCUUUAAUCUUGUACUGUACUUUGAACCUGUAAGUGAAACACCUGACCCCUUUAAAUUUGGCAUAAACACCCACUUUAAUAAACAAGAUAUCUCAUUAAACCUUAGGAUUGAGUUAAUUACCUUUAUUUAUUUCUAAAAAAGAGAAAUGUCCAUAUUUCUAAGAAGUAUGUUCAUUUGUACUCUCAAUAUUUGAUGGGGGUGCCUUUUAGCUUAAACUGCUACAUAAUUUUUGCACGGUGUGGAAGAAUAGAUUAGCCUGUGGUUGAGGUCAGGCUAGUUGGCUGAUUACUAAGCACUGCAAAAUCAUGGCCAGCAAACUAUUUUUUUUAGUAGGUUGGUGCUGUGAGCAGGUGCUAAGUCCCCAAUAAAUGAGUCAGUAGAUUUUGACUUUGGACUUGAUAGAACACAGUAGACCAUAACCAGCAGAGGACAUGGCAUCCCAAAUCAUUACAGUGUUGUGGAAACUUCACACCGGACUUCACACAAUGAAUUCAGUUUCGUGUUUUAGAGUCCACGGCAUUUGAUUAGCAUGUGAAAUCCAAAAUUUUACUUUCAUAUGAAAUCAGACUCAACCAUGGAGCUAUUGUCAGUUUUUUGUUCCCUAAGCUUAAAGCUCUUGUCUCUUAGCUUAAGGCAGGAGUUGUCUCUGGUUCAGGAAUAGCUUGAUAUUAGGAAUGUGGCAGUUACCUGAAGACAUCUGUGUGUAGUGGCUCUUGAUGUGCUGGAGCAAGCCUCAGGUCACCUUAUGUGAAUCUCUGCUAAGUUCUAAAAUUAACUUUUUUUCCUGAUCUGAAAAACUGUGGUCAUACUCAUACACCAUUUUUCCUCAUUUCUGUUCCGGUAAACUUUCUAUCGAUAUCCUUCCAUUCAUCCCUCUGACCUUCUGUUGCUUGUGGACGACUGUCAGGUCUGCAGUCCUCCCCAUGAUUGUGUGUUUUUCUGAAUUUGACCAAGAGAUACAUGGUGUACAUUCUGUAUGAAAAGUGAGCCCCUCGAACUUGAUAUGAGGCAUUCCUGUAAUUUUUAAUAAAUAUUUUUAUGAACUGUAGACCAGAACUAUCAAAAUUAAAAUUAGAAAAUACAUGAACUAUUUGAACCUAACUGUAAGAAGUCUACAAUAUAUGUUACAUCUUAGUCCAAUCAUGUGUUAGAUUGAUAAAUUUAUAAACUUCAUUUACAGCAGUUAAACAAGAUGGAAAUAGAUCAACAGCUGAAUUAAGAGAAACAAAAUAAUAUAAGUAAAUCUGAAUCAACAGCUUUUUUUUUUAACACAAAGUAAACGGUACACGUUAGAAGCCGAGAAAGAUGAAUUUCAAACUUGUUUCUUCUUCCUCUUUCAACAACUUAAACUAAAACCCAAAACACACAGAAACACUGAUGGUGGUAGACUGUAGCUCUACUUGUUAGCAGAGUCAUACUUACAUGAGAUAACUUUAGUUCUUGAUCACUGAUGUCAUCAUAUUGCCAGUAGACAUUAUCAGAAUUGUAGUCUUGCAGUGCGAAGGGCCUCAGUGUUAUAAGGGCAGGAUUAUAAGUGAGGGCAAAACAUGUAGAGGACUAUAAUGGAGCCCUCAGCUGAGAGACCCUCUGUGUACGGCAGAGAGUAUGCGGGAGUGCUGUUUCAUCAGCGUGCAUUACUGUCAAGCUAAAGGAGGGGAAACCAUAAUUACACUCUCCUCUGGGGGGCUUUGCUCCAUUAAGGUUUGCAUGGAGGCUGUUACUGUGUUUGCCUUUUCUGGCCAUGUCAGACUCACCACAGACAGGAAAUGGAUGUGGGUAAUGGAUGCAUGCUUAAUGGACCCUUCCUGCUGCUGAUUUCACUGUGUUUACUCCUAGAGCUGACAUGUCAACAUCUCUUUUGUUUCCAUCAGUCUGCUGAAAAAUUUACACCAGUAAAACAAAAGCUUGAGUUCUGGGAACGAUCCACUGAGAGUCAUGCUACUGUAAAGCCUUACGCUUGUCUCUGGACAGUAGGACAUUAUUCUUUAAAGGCAGUGAGUGUUUUUACAGCAGUUUUCAAGUUUGAGUGUGGUAACAGGAUAGUUUAAUUGGUACUGUAAAUUGAUUAGCACAAUGGACCUGUCGAUAUUUAUUUGUGUCUGUUGAAUUAGUAAUAUCUGAUGACACAGUGAUGUUGGUCAACUGCUUUGUCUGAAAUAACAUGAACCCUUUCCCAUAAACCAUCUACAGCCUUGUCUUGAAAAUGUUCUAUUUUAUUUCAACAUACAACACUGUUAUCAGAACAAAAAUGUAUGUACAUAAACAGGCAACUGAAAAUGUGCAGUUCUACACAAAAAAAAACAGUCCAUCUGAGUCAUAGUCAGAACAGCUUUUAUCACAUGUGCAUUAUUGGGAUAUUUAUGGGUGACAAAUGUAAUAGCAGUCCAUAAAUUAAAUAUUAAUAAUAAUAAAAAAAAUCCAUUGAAAACCCGACUGCUCUGGAGUUAGGCUGAUGCUGAGCCAGGAGGGGACGCAGAAAGAGUCCCACGGACAUAUGAAGCGCACAAACAGGCAUCCAAACAAUUAAUGCAUGGGCUGUGGGAAGAUAGGAGGCUCCACAUUGUCUCAAUUCUUUAUUUGACCUAUAAUUAUUUCUUCAAGGGACCGGACAUUUUGCGUAGACCCUUUAUUCUGUAGAGCAGUCCGUUGAUAAAAUCCUAAAGGGAGGAUGGAGAAAAUUGAUUUGAUUGAUUUUUCUGCAUGCAGCCUUCGCAGACAACACAACAGCAACAGUAAGUAACUUUAACCUCCUAAGACCCGAACUCUUGCAAGGCAUGCAUUUUUAUUUUCUCUUUAAUAUUUAGGCUAAUUGGGACCUGAUGAGUGUAAAAACGAAGAAUGAUCUUUUUACAUGAUGUAGUUUCUGAGAAAAAUGAUGUCCACAUCUGAGGACAUUCGUUUUAAAUUUUGAGAGAAGGCCCUUGUGAACAAAAUUUAAUAUUGUGGUCUUGACAACCAAAAAUGUGAUGUCCAAACAUGUGGACGCCAGGUCUUAGGAGGUUAAAAAUUUAACUCUAUGUGAUUUUUUGUGUUGCAAAGAGAUUGUUUUUCUUACCUCUUUUGGCUUCCCGCAUUCCUGCAACAACUCCUAACAACCAAAACAAACACAAAUAAGCUCUAAAACAACAUUGGACAUUGCUUUUGAAUGGCAAACAUUUCAACACUGGAUCCCAGCCAGGGUCAAGUGCUUGUUGAGCUAUUAACUCACAGUGCAAACACUUGAGUAUGUAACCAGGUGUCAGGAGGGGAAAAAAUGUGUCAAAAGGGUCAAAUUCUUUCAAAGUUUGGUUGAUCUUUCAUUUAAGAGCUGCAGUUUUGUGUAUCACUUCUUUAAAGCAACAACUAACCACAGUUGUAAAUAAUUGUUCGUGAAAUGUGACAUGUCACUUUGCACAAACUUACAUGCAGCCUGCUCCUCUGGCCCUCAUCUGUCAGCUCCAGGAGUUCAUCGAUGUCGAUCUCUAACUCAGGAAUCUCUUCCUCCUGCACAAGCCAAGAGGGGGUAAAAGUUAGAACCUGCAUUAUAAUAUAUUGUCAGCUCUUGUGCUUCUUCAUGCUCCAAAAGCCUGUGCAAACAUUGUACAUCAAGAGCUGCGUGCCAUCCUUUCACUCACUGUGGUGUGGGUGUCCACACCACUGAGCAGAGCCAUUCAGAAGAAUAAGAGAGUGGAAGAUGUGACCCAGGAUGUGAUAGUGCAACAGUUGCAGGCGGUAAAGGCUUUUGAAUAGCUACAUUUUUAAGGGUUCACACUGCUAAUCCCAUGAGUGUCCCACUGUUGGUGGAGUGAAAAAAGUCUUUGGUGUAUUUUCAUGACAAGAAUUAAAUUUUUCUGAUCUUUUAUGGUUGCUCUCAUUGAUGAUAUAAUUGAUAUACUUAAUUUUACUUGGAUGAAAGCCAAAAAGCAUUGAGGCAUGAAUCCAGGAAGGCACAAUGAGGUCAAACUUGCCACAUGCCACCAUCAGAUUUCAUGGAUGAUUUCUCCUGCUAGUAUUUAGUUCAGCUUAUAGUGAGAUAUCAUUUACGGUUGUUAGGUUUUCUGAAGGAUGUAUUAGGCUCAGCAAUUUGGCUGCUCAUUAUACGUGUCUGAAUCCAAAUAAAAACAGGUCUCCCAAUCUUCCUGAGGAAAAUAAACCACCUUUCCCUUAGAGAUACGUAUUAAAUAAACAAUAUCUUGCAGCUAUGUAAAAGUUGUACACCAUAGCUAUGUAAAAAUAGUGGAAAAAUGAGUGCUCAGUCCUCAUCUAUGAAAAGCAAAAAUAGUACAGUAAUCAAUCAACAUCCCAAGCUUUUAUCCACCCUACAUUUUCAGAGCAGAUUAACUACCCGGACUGGAGGAACACUCGCGAACACUCAGAUAUCAAGCAUCAGCAGGUUUACACUUAUUUCUGACAAGUGGCGCCUCUUUUUAAGGAGAAUAUUUUCCGGUUGGGGAAUUUUCAUGGCUGCUGUGGAUGGGGGCUUGCUCUGCUUUCUGGAUGAGGGGAGAGCUAAUCAAUGUGGAAGUGCUGAGUGGCAGAAAAGAUGGGCCCACCUUCAGAGUCCCCCGUGCCCCCUCUAAUUGAUACUUGCUGCCAAUUUGGGCCUUGUGUGAUUCUGCUGAUGUGUGCAGGAGACACGCAGGGAUGAGUCCAUGUUACUCUGCUGUGCGAGGUUUGACCUACUUGCUCUAAGACUGCAGGCUUUUUUUUGUUAAGGGUUUGAUGCUUAAAUUCCUGAGUCAGAAUACUUUAAAGUGUUGCUGAUGUUCAUGAAAUAACGCAGAUUUCAUUUAACUAAUGCCUUUUUUUUAUUGCAGCUUUAUCUGUAUACUUCAAAUGCAGUUUGAAACAUGAUGACAGAAACAGUACCAGUCUAGAUCUGCUCCUUUUGUUAAGUGUCUUGAGAUAACAUCCACCUGUGCUCUUUGCUUAUUUGGUCAUUGCUGUCAAAUAAGAUGCAUCUUCUUCACCCUAUAUGAUAUGAUUCAGGAAUAAUAAUAAUAACUUUAUUUAUAUAGCACUUUUAAAAACAAGAGUUUACAAAGUGCUUUGACAUUUAGAGAAACAAAGCAGCAACAAGGGAAUACUCAAGGGGAGAGAAGCUGAACAGAUUAAAACCUAGAGACCAAGGGGAAUUAAUUUUUAAAAGGCAAGUAAAAAAGAAGGAAUAAGAAUGAAAAACUUAGGAAAGAUAAAAUUGCAAAUGAAAAGUAAAUGUAAGAUGAUGACAUCACAUAAAAGCAAGUCUAUGAAAAUAAGUUUUAAGAAGUGACUUAAAAGCAGUGACUGUUUCUGCAUGCCUUUUGUCCUCGGGGAGAUCAUUCCAAAGUCAGGGGUCCUGAUGGAAAAGGCCCUGUCACCUUUGGUUACAAAGUCUUGACCAGGAGGCCCCAACCUGACUGAUCCUCGAGGAUCUCAGGGUGCAGACUGGCACAAAGGGGGUUAAAAGUUCUGUUACAUAGAUUGGAGCCAGACCCAUUAAUGCUUUAAAAGCAGUGAUUAAUGAUUCGAAAACUACCUGGAAGCCAGUGUUGAGACACUAAAACCAGUUAGAAGUCUGGCUGCUGCAUUCUGAAUAAGUUGGAGGCGGGAAACAGAUUUCUGGUUAGUAUUGGAAUGAAAUGAGUUACAGUAAUUUUGGCGGGACAAAACGAGGGCAUGGAUUUUGAUUUGCAGAUGCUGCAUAGGUGGAAGAAGCAUGACUGUGUGAUUUUUUUGAUAUGAGUGGCAAAGGUGAGGUUAAAGUCAAACUGAACUCCAAGAUUUAUGGUUAAUGAUUUGAUAUUUGAUGAAAGUGAACCAAGGCUGUUAUUGAUUAUGGUUGAGGAAUUUUGGAAAUUGAAAAUGACAAUUUCAGAUAUGCAUUUGUUUAGCUAUAGAAAUUUCUGCGCUAUCAAACAGUUUACAUCAUUUAAACAGUCUGUAACAGCAGCUAGGCCUCUCUGGUCCCCAGGUCUAAGGUGCAGAUAUCUCUGUGUGUCAUCGACUGAAAGGAGACCUUAUGAUUCCAAAUUAUUUGACCAUAUGAAUAGAAAAUAAAAUUGGACCGAAAACCAAACCUUGUGGUACAUCACAGGUAAGUGUGGAAUUGGAGGAGGAGUGGUCACCAAUGGUGACCACAAAGGCUCGCUCUAAAAGAUAAGAAUAAAACUAGCUAAGUGCAGUAUCCCUGAUGCUCACCCAGUCUCUAAAACAUUCAUUUAAAAUGAUCAACAGUAUCAAACGCUGCACUGAGAUCUAAAAGAAUUAAAAUGGCUCCCUCCCCUCGAUCUGCUGCUAAAAACAAAUCAUAGGUCAGAGGGACCGUCUCAGUGCUGUAACCUACUCUUAAAAUCUAUAAUUAGGUUUAUUAGGUUAUUAUGAGUCAUAAAAGAUAAAGGCUGUGUAGAAACUACUCUCUCUCAAACCUUGGGUAUAAAAGAAAGUUUUGAAAUUGGUCUGAAAUUAUUAGAAUUAGAGGGGUCAAGGUUAGGUUUCUUUAAAAGAGGUUAGACCACAGUGUGUUUGAAAACAAAGGGAACUACACAUUCUGCCAAGAAACUAUUGAUUGGGGAUUUAAGAAAAAAAACUGGGCCCAACCAUGCUAAAACCUGCUUUGAGAAAUUUGGUGGGUAUAAAAUCAAGACUGCAAGUAGGUAUUUUCAUCUGGGCUAAAAUCUCAGAUAAAAGGACAAGGACAGACUUAAAACUACAAAAAUGAUUUAAAACAUCUCUACUUGUGUUUAAAAUUACAGGCUAGGGAGGUGAUUUUAUCCCUGAUUUCCUUGAUUUUGUUGAUAAAAUAAACUAAAAACUUCUUACAUAAAUCACAAAAAAACAUCUCUAAAAACAGGGAUUAGAAGGAUGAGCUAAAAUUAGUUAUAAUAAAAAGCUUCCCUUGCAUUUUUGACAGCCCUUUGGUAGUUUUUCAUUGCGCCUUAUCAGAUAUCUUUAAUAACUUUGGGUCUGAUAUGCUGCCACAAAUCAGUAGUUAGUUUCAGACUGUUUUUAGGAGUACUAAAUAAGGAUCAAUAAAACAUUCCUUGUAACUGUACAGAGCUUUAAUGGCCAUCUAUCUAUUUAAGAAUGAAUGUGAAAGUGAAACCUGCCUCACACUACAUUAAUCAUGAAUAUGAGUAGGGAUGUACUCUAAAAAUUCAGUCUGCGUUCAGCUGCAGAACCUUUUAGAGCAACCCUGAAUGUCAAUGAGAUGAGCAUACUUGGAAAAACACUCUGACCCUUCCACUGACUUUUCACUUUUUCAUUUUCUACACAGCCACAAUCUCCAGCUUGAUGAAAGUUGCCUUCAUUGUCGGAGCAGAAGAGCAUUUUAAUGAGGCCUCUGGGCUGAUGUGUCUCAGCAGCACUUUUUGAAGUUAAAAGCAACAGACUGAAGCUAAAAUGAAUGUUGGCACUAAUCACUGGAAUUCAUGAAUAGAGAAGUGGUUCUCAGAGGAUUGCAGUUUUAGACAGGGGGGUGCAGAUGCAACCUAAAUAAGCAGUUGGAUUUUGCCAAGAUAAGAUGACCUCACUGGAAUUAGAAAUUCAAAAUCACCAGCAUGGGCUGACCUCGUUUGUUCCAGUUUCAUAGAAAUUUCUUUCUGAUUUUGUAACAUGUUUUAUUUAUUACAUGCUUGAAAGUGGGCGUACUUCUUUUUUUCUCUGCUUGAGUUGAGUAAUUCGGUUUGACUUUUGUGUUUUCAUGAAAACCAACAAUUUCUGUAGGACAGUGAUUUUGAACUAGAAACAAGAUUGUCUUUAAAUUGUGUCCUUGAUCAUUAUAUUAAAAACCUGCUACUGCAGUUGUUUUCAAGUUAUAUUUUUGGACACAUUUUGGUAGCAAUGGCAAAGAAUGACAUGAAAUGUGGGGACACAAUUAAGAGUCCAGUGACCACUGCAACAAGGACUGUAGCCUCUGUGGCACAUGUUUAAAUAACUAUGCCAACCAGCCAACCACAAUUGACAACUACUAGGACCAAAUUUCUAGAGCAAAGCUCAGCAUGAAACUUUUUAUUGAGCUACCAUAAUAAUUAAUUAUAGAAUUUACCUUCAGGAUAUAAACCAAAACAGCAGAGACAAUCAGCUGGCAUAUAUUCAAUUACCUCCAUCAGGCCAAAUUUUCUAUUAAGUAUGUAGCAUAUUUAAACAGUUUGCCAGGAACAAUCCUUGAGUUUAUUAAACAAACCAAUGCUGCCCAUGAGAAUAACCCUGGUAAGUAUGUCACUUUUUCUGCAGCCUCAACAACUUACUAGAUUUCAAAAUAAGACACACAAAGGCCAUAAAAUGAAUCUGGCUUCAGAUAUUUAGCCUUGUAAUAAGGCUAAGCUAACCUUCUCUUUCUGUUUGCAGUAGCUUCAAAUUGAAGCUCCAGUAAGUAACUUUAUUUUUGUGUCACAACUGGUACCCCUGGUGAGCAAGGCUUUACUUUUCUUUACUUUUUUUCUGGUUCUGUCAUAAACAUGUGAAAGUAGUGUACAGGUAUACAGAUGUGUUUUCUUACAAAAAAAAUGUGUUGAGUCAUACCAAGAGCUGCCACAAUACAGUGGUAUGGACAACCGUUUAAAAAAAAAUGAAACUGCGCUAAAAGUUGAGCAAGCAGUAAAACUGUAACUUAGUUGUUUACAGCAGGGGCUACUACAGGUUUUUUUUUUUAAAUGAAGCGUGGAUAAAGAAGCAGCAGAAAAAGAAGAUUAUGUAACUAGUUGCCUUGAUAAUUUUGUUUUUUUUUUUUGUUUGUUUUUUUUAGACUUUACCAUCUUCAUUUGGAGAGCACAGGACAGUGGACAGAGCAGGAAACAAGGAGAGAGGGAGAGCAUACAAGCUAGAUGCAAACCCUGACAGACCUCUCAAAGCAUAACCUCUGUAUAUAGGCCGCGCGUGUAGAUCAGUAAGCCAACGGUGCCCCAGCAUACUAGCUUUUACCACAGUGUGGCUACAACUGCAACACAAAUCAUGUUGAAGGAGAUGACAGAUAAAAGUGAGGUACUCUACCCACACAUAGAAACAGUUUCCCUUACAUCUACCUUUUGUAGAUUUUGUCAAAAAGAGGGCAGAGAAGUUUCUAUCACGGGGUUGGUGACAUGGGAUAAAAUUUAACUUUGAACAUUAUUAGAAAUGGAUGAUGACACCCAAGUUAGUCAGUUGUGUUGAUUAGUUAAGUGUAUGAAGUGUGUCUCACUCCACCCUAAUUUUGCCUUUUUUUUAUUUUACCGACAGAGUUCUAGUUAGAUUUUUUUUCACAAUAAUGUCAUUGUCUUGGUUUAUUUUGGCUACAGUGACCAUGAGGUAAAAACCAGACUUUGUCAUAAUUGUGUCUUAAUAAUAAAAUGUAUCACUCACCGUGAGAAUUUGCUGUGUUAAAGGUAAAUACGGCAGUUUCUUUGGUGUUUUUCGGCUGUGUAAUCUUGUUUUCCCCUCGCUGCUGUUGCAGGCAUAAAACAUUGCUUUGGUAAAAUAGUCAACUUUGACAUUGUUAUUUUUGUGUGUUUCAAAAGUAAGAACGGCUAUUGAUUUUAAUUUGCUUAAUAACCAUAACCAGACAAUUUUUAAAUCUAAUUCUUCUAAGAACUUCAUCUCUUGGCUUUUAUGCAAUAGUACAACAGCACAUAAACACUUAAAUUGUUGGGGUUUUGUUGCACGCACACUUUGUUUUGCUAUUAUAACACAAAGGAAGCCAUGCCCAGGGAAGUAAGCUGUUUCAAAAAGAUGCCAGAGUGUUUGAUUAUCAGCUCCUUCCCUUUUCCUGUCAUGGACAUGAGCUACCCAGUGAUCAAAAACAUUUGUCACUUGUUGUUUGGUAAUAUGAGAUCAGGCUAAUCAAUAAAGUGGUACAAGAACUUAUGAAAAUGUGAUAAUUCAGAGUCUACAAUAUACCAUAUCUCAAAUAAUUGAGCUUUAGUUUAUCAGGGAAAAGGUUUUGUACACACAAAAGCCUCAACACUGAUCACCAAAGUGUCAGAUAGCAAAAUUGCCACACUUUUUUAAAUGGUUGACUGUUUCUCAGAAGGUGUGAAGUUUGCAAAGAAGGUAUUGAAUCCAGACUGAGGCAGCGCUUGUAUGAAUUAGAAAUGUGGUUAAAUAAUUCAGGUGGUGACACAGGGGACUGAUGGUAAAUGCUUCCACGCGGAAGACUCAGAGAACCAACAGAGUAACCUUCCCCUAAGCACAUACAAAAUUUAUCACACUGGGCUGGCGCACAUGGAGCCGCCAUGACUUAUCUUAAACAAUGGCUAAUGCAAAUAUCCAUUAUCUGAAUUUUUAAGCAGGGUGAGGCUUGAACUAGAUCAUGUAAUGUCAAGCAGAUGUGAAAUAAUCAUAUGUUUCUUGAGAUCAAAAGAGUUCACACACAGAGGAAGAAUUCAGAUCAGUUUUUGUUAUCUUCAUGUCCUGGUUUUCACUAAUGUGAUUUAUUCCACCCUCAGCUCUGCAAGCGUAUCAGCAUAUUUUACCUUGGGGAGCACUGUCUGGCAAGUAAAUGAAGCAAAACUCAUAAAAAAGCAAUGUGAUAUGGAAGAGAGAGGAAAAACAUUAGACAUGAUGUUCCUUAGCUGCAUGAAAUAGGCUUUUAAAAAAGAUAAAUGCACCCCCUUUAUCCCUGAUCAUCUCCUGCUGCAGAUCGUUGGAUAUGCUGUUCAGAAAGUUGAAAAGUAGAAAUAAACAUGUAACUGUUUGUCUCUGCCCUCACUGGCACAAACAUGGAGGCGUAGUUGUCAUCUGAUCUGCAUCGUCAUUACUGAUAUCAUGCUCCUCAACAGCCACCCCUAAUUCCACCAUGCCAUGCUACCUCAUGUGGGCGAGGAGACAUCUGUUGCCAUGGUUUCCCCCUGUGAAUGCCAAGCGAAUCAAUAUGGCGCCACUGACAUAAUUGGAUUGUAUCCUGCCGUUACAAGAGUGGAGUUCUGGAGGUCGCUGCAUGUGUUUGUAUAUGUGUGUGUACGUGUGUGUGUGUGUGUGUGAACUGGCUGAUAUCCUGUCAUAAUCUCCCUGUACAUAUUAGGCAUUACCAUCUAGGUAAUGAGGCUGGUUAAUCAGGCACAUGGUUCAAAUAAUGAGUGCUCAUUUCCUCUUUGCAUCUCUUGAUUUUACUGUGCACUGUACUAAAAUAAAUCCAUCUCUGUGAUAUAGGGCAGUAUCUGGUUUUAUUUAGAUACGAUUGCAUAGUUAUCAAGUGACUAGAAGAAUGUGUGUGUAAAUACAAAUAAAGAUACACACACACACAUACACACACACACACACACACACACACACACACACACACACACACACACACACGUAAAAACAGAAAUUCUGAGCUGGUCUCCUGGAUGUAUCCAUGAUAUCAGAACAAUCUCUGCCCCACUCCUUAGCCUUAAAACUUUACAAUUUCUUCCAGCACUAUUUUAUUACUUUAUUGCAGAUUUUCAGAAUUACUACUCUGGUGCCUCCUUCUCUUUACUUCCGUCUUAUUUUACAAAUCUUAAUCUCUUACUUUUACAACUUCUAAAUUGUAAAUUUAUCCGUCUGGCCGCCGUAUGCUCAAUGUGAUCAAGUUGUUUCCCUUGUCAGGGGUGCCACAUGCCUGCAAACGCCCUCGAAUGACACAAACAGACAUGAUAUGUUAGACAUAAUCUUAUCACCAUGGUGAAACACCAGUGUGUACGCUGCACAGCUGAUACUGCAGUCAGGCGAUGACACAUGAGGGCUUCUGUGCCAAAAAUUGCAGCUGUGAGGGGAAGCUACUUGCUGCCCACCCACUCCAUUUAAAAGCCUCUGUAUUCUCUCCUACAUGAUGGAAACCCCACCACAGAUACCUCUGAGCUGCUCCUCUUCAGUGCAAGUGUGUGUGCGAGUGUAUGAGGCAGCCCUUCCCUACCUCACAGUCGAACAGCAGGUGCAGCUGCCCGUCGAUCCACUCCUCAAUAUCCAGCCUCCUCUGCAGGUCCUUGCGGUCGUAUUUGACUGUCAGCUUGCCCAGCUUACGGUGUGGCGGCUCCUGUGUUUUGUCCACUGCCUGGAACAUCACCCUGGACUGGGUGCUGGGCUCUGACGCCAUGGCUGCCACGGCCCUCAGGAGAACCGUGGAAACACACUCACACACACUGAGACUCACACACACAUAAACACUCACACACACAGACAGUCCUACAGGCUCUUCUUUUCUCUCUCUAUCUCUGCUGCUGCUGCUCCCUCACGUAUCUCCUGUUAUCUUGUUUAGUGUUCAGGCUCUCCCUCUCUAUAAUGCUGCCUCUGGUUCUCUCCCUGUCCUCUCUCUCCUUCUCUCUCUCUCUCUUCCUCUGUCUUGCUCUCCCUUCCCUCCUCCUCUUGCAACACCCACUGGCUGCACUAUCAGGAGGAUGGUAAUGAGAUAUGCCUCUGUGCGUGCGCGUGUCAGUUUGUGCAUUCUUUCUUGUGUGUGCACAUGCAACUCAUAGGGUGUGUGAUUGCUUUUUGCUCUCUUACUUUAUGUAAUAGCAGGUGAGGGAGGAGCAGAGGUCAAUUACAGCUAUAAAAAGUGGAGACAGGGUGAGAGGGCAAAUGAAGCAAGCAAAUCAGGAGUUAUGGCAUCAAACAAAGAAAAUGUGUAAUUUUUUUCUGUAUAUUCCAAAUUGUGAUGUUUUUGUGCAUGUAAAUCAGUCUACUCAAAACAAAUAUAUAUGUAUUUUUUGCACAUUUUCCCUUAGUAGAACAUUUCAAGGGUUCGUUGGCUAACAAAGUCAUGACCAUUUGACAUACUAAGGGAUCCUCUGUUCACAGACAUGUCCAAUAAUAGCCGGGUCCCCCCUGCCAGGUGAGCCAGGGUUCCUCGAGUGUUGUAGCUGCCCUGUCCUUUCUACCAGCUAUUAUCAGGUGCAAGUUCAAUAAGCCUUGAAGUCCAAUUGGCCUCAGUUACGCACCUAUGAAUAAUGGAUAAGCAGGAGAGCACCAUUUAUGUCUGUUUAGAAGUUAAAUGUCAAAUGAAAGUCCCAAAAUUGUUAAUGUUUGGGAAGUCUCAUAUCAACAGCUGCGCAUAACUCGAAGUCAAAAAUGCAUAGCUGUACAUCCCGGCACCAGAUUAUUGCAGUUGAGACAGCAAACACAACAGGCUGCAGAGUUUCCACAGAUCCUAUUACCAUAUGAAUAAUGGGGUUCACUUUUUUGUUUUGGCAGGGACUAUCAAUCAGCCUUUGCUGCGCUGUGUUCACCCACUGAUGCACCGUCUGUUACAAACACUGAAUUAUUAAGAGCCUCCAGCGACUCACCUUUCCAGGCACACAAAUUCAUUCAUUCCCUCCUAUGUGGCUCAGUUCUGCACCACCGGCUUGUCUAAAGAGAAGGCAGGGGCCAGAGUAAGGCCUUCUCACCUCGGGCUGGGACAGGUGAUGAUUUCUAGGUAGGAGAACAGGAAAGCAGAGAUGGUGAACAAGUUGGAUAUUUUGUUUUUAACUUCAUGGCUGUUGAAAUUAUGUAAAACCUCACUGUCAAGAAUUUAUGCAUAACACUUUUGUUUUUCAAAACUCAGUCGACGAAAUAAUGAUUCAGUCUAUGUCACUCAACAAUCCAUCUGCAUUUCUUAAUUUUAGUAACCACUUCCUCUUACUCCUACUCUAAGUUUUUUGUGAUCUUCAAAGGUGGUUUAAUGACUCAUCACAUAUUGGUGAAGUGAAUGACUCGGUGCCUGAGUCAUCUCAGUAUCACUACAAUUGCGAAAAAGGGGAAACAUUGGAAGUCCUAAUAGUUUUGAAUAUAGGUCAUGUUGACAAUUUUGUUAGAAGGAGUCGGAAUCAUCCAAAAAUAAAAAUGUCUUUGUUUUGAUGGUGCUUUGAGAAAAAUUCAUCAGCAGUUCACUGUUACUCAGUAGAUGUGAUCACACUGCCACCUCGUGGACAGGAAGAGGGGAAGCUGCAGUAAAUUAUGCAAGAAGAUAUAUGACCUUCUUUUGGCUCUGUCUCAGCUGUGAAAUCCUGAAUUUAAAAAUAGUUAUAAAGAUUUACUGACUUGCUACAUCUGCCAUUUUACCAUCAGUUUUGUGUUUCUUAGCAAUUUGCUUUUCUGUUUCACAACAUUUAAGUAUUUUUUUGUGACACCACACACACGAAAUGGCUUAAUCAUAAACAGAUGAAGUAGAUGCUCAUUGUUGACGUUGGGAAAUCAUUUCCAGUUGGUCAAGAAAAUAACCUCAAUUUAAGUAGGCCACAAAUGGAAAAAUUUGCCAAAUCUUUGCACCUGACACAAGGUAGACCACCACCAAGGCAGUCGUAUGGAAAUGGUCAUAAAAAAGGUUAAAUAACCAAAAACAGAACCACUCUCUCUACUUGUCACACUCAUGAAAAUAAAAAGAUUACAAUAUGUUAAAAAUGAAACACUCUUUAUAAAAAAAGAUAAAUCAAUAAACAGUGAUCCCUUUCAUGGUGUUUGAAAGCAAACAUGACCACCAGCAACAACAUUGAAGACUGUAAUAUCCAAGCAGCAAGAAAGUGUCUAUUUUUUACAAUUUUCACAUAAAAUAUCAUUCAGUAGGAUAAGAUUUUUAGUCUGAAGUC
This is a messenger RNA of Xyrichtys novacula (pearly razorfish), 19420 nucleotides long. The record is from the annotation of a GenBank genome assembly. NCBI's taxonomy places the organism in Eukaryota, Metazoa, Chordata, Actinopteri, Labriformes, Labridae.